AGGAGGGAGAGCCCGGUGCUAUCGUGCACGUGCAUACCUGAAGUGUGGGGUUGUGUAGGCAUUGACUUUGAGUCUUCCAAACCACAGGUGUCUAAAGGAGCUGAAGUGCAUUAGGAGACAAAUAGGCAGUCAGGGGCCCAAGUGAAAUGCCCCUGCAUGAAGGCUCACAUCGUGGGUAACAAAUUGGAGGAGCUGGCAGCCACUAUCCAGCUGGAAAUCUAUAGUGUGAUUGCUAUCACAGGAACUUGGUGGGAUGAACCACAUUGUUGGGAUGCUGGAAGUGAUGGCUAUAAACCAUCAGGCUAGGGAGGAAGGGUGGAGGAGUUGCCCUCUAUGAAAAGAAUGGCAUUGAUUGCACAGAAUUGUCUUCAGAGAACAACAGUGCACAGGUUGGGAGCUUAUAGAUGAAAUUAGAGACCAAGUUAACACAGAGGCACUGUGAUUGGUGCCUGCUGCAGGCCACCAGACCAAGGAGAGUAUGGUGUUGAUGAGUUUUUUCUUCAGCUCCAGGUCGCUUAUAGCUCACAAGCACUGAACUUCAGCAACAUGGGUGUCUACUGGGAAAGAGCAAAUUGCCAACACAACAGGAAACUGCUGGGGGGAUAACUUCCUAGUACAGGUGAUAGGGAGCCUGCAUAGAGGAGAGGUGUUGCUGGACUGAUUGCUCAAUAUGUGGAAGAACUUACCCAGGCUGCCACAGGAGGGGCCAAAGUACAUAAUCCAACAUCCAGUGGAAGGUGAAUCCAUACUGGUACCACUGAUGAUGCUGAAACAGUUUCAAAUGGUAAAAUUUACCACCUGUCCAGCUUUAAUUGCUCUCACAGGGGUACAAAGAUGUUUUAGAGUGGAAGACAUAUGAGGAGUGACUGUGAUCCCUUGGUUUGUUGAGCCCGGAGAAAGGGAUGGCUGAGGGGAGGCCUCAUGGCAUCCUGCAGCUUUUCAUGGCAGCCCACAGCUCCACAAAGCGAGCAGAGGGGCAGUGCUGAGCUCUGCUCUCUGGUGACAGCAGUAGGGCCCAAGGGAAUGGCACAGGGCUGUGUCAGGGGAGGGUCAGGUUGGAUAUCAGGACCUGAUCUGGACAGGCAAAACUGAGCGGAGUGAGACGUGUUGAUUCUUUUCCAUCCUCAUGCUAUUUCCAUGGUUUUGGGUAAGACUGAAAGCCACAGAGAAGUGGACAGAAACCUGAGUACGUUCCCCACAUGGAGGCUCAGUUUCAGGUGUUGCAUUUGAGCUAAGGCCAAUCUUGACUAUUUAUUUGUUGUAGGCAGAUGUUUUGCAUACCUUCAUGGUCAGUUUCCGAAAGUGGGAGAGUGUCAUAAACAGAAGGAUUUGCCUGGGUGUGACUGGCAUCCUCAGCCAAGGCGCUGAUAACUAUUCCACUGAGCGUUUAUUGUAUGUCAAUAAGGAGUUUAGAUUAAUGAAUUACCAAGGAAAUGCUGAGUAAAGGCUUUAUAAAGCUUCUCUUGCACUGGGGAGAUAGACAACUAGACAGUCUGGGUACUAAGAGAAAAUCCAAGAGACACGAAAGAAAGACAGUGAAAUACCAAAACAAGAGAAAAUAUAUUCAGGUUAGAAGAGGCUGCACUUUGCAGGUGCUAUGAGAGGCUUGCUGUCCUUCACAGUCCUUGCACUCCUUUUACUGGUGCACAGCUCCCAGGCAGUCUAUGUCCAGGAUGGCAACUUGAAAUUCUCCCUUGAAUCUGUGAAGAAGCUAAAGGAGCUUAUGGACGAGAACAGAGUCAUUAACCCUCGCAUGGUGGUUUCAAAGGUUUCAAAGGCUGGAUAUUCUCCAUGUCAAGAUAAAGAUCUCCCUGAGGAAUUCCAACCUGUGUGUAAAAGAGAAGAUGCACCCGUGAUUUUCGAGAGGCUGUACGGGGUUGCCAGUGAAGCUGAUUUGUGUGAAAUCUGCGCCAAUGCUGCCUGCUCUGGUUGCUUUUGAAUAAGGACGAAACAAUCCAAAGACAAUGUGCCAAGCUAGGAAGUUUGUGCAUUUGUUUUGUAAGAUCACAUACUCUCACAAAUCAGUACUUAGGCUCCAUCUUCACUGCAGUCAAACUGAAGCUGUUAGCUCAUGUAGACAUACUAAGGGUAAUCUUGAAGUAGUGAGAUCAGGUAAUACCAGCAGUGCAGUCUUGGCAACAGGAAGACUAAAAUUCAUCUGAGAAGCUGAAGAACCAUGAAGAAAGAAAUUCACACUGAGCACCGUCUUGCCUUGAGCCAUGCCUGAGCUGUGUGUCUAUGUGAGCUGUCAUGCUUGACUGGAGUGAAAAUAUCCUGGACUCAAUGUUUCAAUUUCCAGUAUUUUCUCUGGAUUGGAACAUGAUGGGUCAAACUGAGUAGUCUUCUCUCGCCUUUUAAUAUCUAAAUCUCCCUGUGAUCUGGCUUCCACUACACAUAUACACCUAAGCACCGUGGGGUUGUAAUCUUUUCCAACUCAAGCUAUCCAGUUGGUUGGAUAAAUGUCUGUGCCUAGAGGUCUGGACAUGGUAUGUGUUUGAUUGUAAUGGAGCUGUAGCAUAUAACUUGAGGACAAGUUAUAAGUGUUUUGCAACACUUUAAUAGCUAGGAAAUUCUUCAUUUGUUACUUGUACUAAUAUUUAAUGCCAAUUUAGAGAACAGAUGUAGAAGAGCACAGGAGCUAGUAAUCUUUUGUUCAUGGUUGUACAGAAGUUCCCUUCUUUUGACAGAUGUUUGUUAAGCUCUGCUUAGGAGGAAGGAAAUCCAAACUGCAAUGCUGGAAUCACUUUGAAAGGAAAACAUUGCCUUGGGUUUUUAUUUUUGGGUGGCAAUUUGUGAAGAAAGGGUCUACCAAUGUUUGUAUGCUCUGUACAUGAAAUAAAGGUUAGAGACAAUUUUGUUGUUGUUUUGUUUAUUUUUUUUUC
Molecule: messenger RNA, 2882 nt
Organism: Numida meleagris (helmeted guineafowl)
Lineage: Eukaryota; Metazoa; Chordata; Aves; Galliformes; Numididae
Gene: GUCA2A
Product: guanylate cyclase activator 2A
Exons: 3
Coding region: 1598-1939 (113 amino acids)
Cellular component (GO): extracellular region
Molecular function (GO): guanylate cyclase activator activity
Source: RefSeq, a predicted model, not a curated record